Molecule: messenger RNA, 244 nt
Organism: Terrapene triunguis (Three-toed box turtle)
Lineage: Eukaryota; Metazoa; Chordata; Testudines; Emydidae
Product: interleukin-8-like
Exons: 2
Biological process (GO): antimicrobial humoral immune response mediated by antimicrobial peptide; neutrophil chemotaxis; cellular response to lipopolysaccharide
Cellular component (GO): extracellular region
Molecular function (GO): chemokine activity; CXCR chemokine receptor binding
Source: RefSeq, a predicted model, not a curated record
AGGAGCUGAGUCUUUCUCCCCCUCCCCGGGCAGGUGCCCCCAUGGCCGGCGAGCUGCGGUGCCAGUGCCUGCAGACCGAGACGGCGGUGAUCCCCCCCAAGCGCAUCGCCAACGUGGAGCUGAUCCCCGAGGGGCCCCACUGCGGGGUGCCAGAAGUCAUAGCCACCACGAAGCAAGGCAAGAAAGUCUGCCUGGAGCCCACCGCGCCCUGGGUCAAGCUGAUCGUCACCAAGAUCCUGAACAG